Molecule: messenger RNA, 952 nt
Organism: Bubalus bubalis (water buffalo)
Lineage: Eukaryota; Metazoa; Chordata; Mammalia; Artiodactyla; Bovidae
Product: binder of sperm protein homolog 1
Exons: 5
Coding region: 105-521 (138 amino acids)
Cellular component (GO): cell surface
Molecular function (GO): heparin binding
Source: RefSeq, a predicted model, not a curated record
CACUCCUGGUGGACCACUGCUCCUUGGAGGGAGGAGCAUGGCACUGCCCAUGGGGCUUCUGUUGGUCUCAGUCAACUGGCUCCACAGCGUGGCCGGUCUCCAACAUGGAGGUGAGGAGCGAUGUGACAGUACCUGGGGUUGGACGUUUGAAAACCUCUCCUGCCAUGUGUAAUCAAAUCAGAGACGCCAGGAAGGAUAAAUAUUCACCAACUAUGGAGACAGUAACUCAUCUUCCAGAAGUCAAAGAGGGCAAGUGUUUCUUUCCAUUCCGCUAUAGAGAUGGAAUCUUCUAUGACUGUGUCCAGUUCAGGGUAAAACACAAGUGGUGUUCCUUGAAUGAAACUUACGAAGGAUAUUGGAAGUACUGUUCUGAAGAAGACUUUGCAAAAUGUGUGUUUCCCUUCUGGUACAGACGCCUCAUUUACUGGGGAUGUACCGAGGACGGGGAUUCGUUUGGGAAAGCAUGGUGUUCACUGACCUGGAAUUAUAACAAGGACAGGGUUUGGAAAUACUGUGACUGAGGUGAGAUUUAUUUAGGGGAGGGCAUGAAGACAUUUAAUUGUUCUCAUGGGAAAGACUGUACAAUUUUGGUUGGGAAAGGAGCAUGUAAGACUCUCAUUAAAAGAAUUUUAUUCUGAGAUACGAAUUGAAGGUGAUUGGCUGUAAAUACAUUGGGAUUUUGAUUAUGGACUAUAAGGUUUUGAUAUAUAUACUCUAGCCUCAGCACUUUAACUUGCUGAUUGUGUAAAAUUGGGUACUUUUAAAAAAGUGUCUGGGUGGUAAUGAUGUGCCAAUGUGGGUUCAUAGAUCAGAACCGAUGUUGGGGAAUUUUGAUUAUGGGGAGGCUGUUCCUGUAAGGGGGGUGCAGGUUACAUGAAAAAUAUCUGUAUCUUCUGCUCAAUUUUUCUGUGCACCUAAAACUGCUCUAAAAAAUAAAAUGUAUUAAAAUUCA